AUGGCCACUCAUUUGAAGAACAUCGACACGCAGAUCAGCCAGAUUUCCCAGACUGUGAGUACUAUUACUCAACCGGGAAAGUUUCCUUCGAACACCAUUAUAAAUCCCAAAGAUUGCAAAGCUGUGCAGUUGAGGAGUGGAAAAAGUUAUGAUGGACCUGCAAUGCCAUCAGAGGAUAGAGUAACAGAAAAGGGACCUGAAGAGGAGGAGUUAGUCGAGGAAGUUGAGACCGAGAUAGUACAUAUUACUUCCCCACCUAAGGAGAACAUGGCCCCAACUCUACCUACACCACCUGCAGCAGCUUACACUCCCACUGACGUGAGGAUUCCCUAUCCUCAAUGUGUGCAGAAGAAGAAGACAGAUGCACAGUUCUCGAGAUUCUUGGAUAUAUUUAGGAAGGUGCAGAUAAACAUCCCAUUGGUGGAGGCACUACAGCAGAUGUCGAGCUAUGCCAAGUUUCUGAAGGAUGUGGUUUCCAACAAGAGGAGAUGGAUGGAGUAUGAGACGGAGAAUUUGACUGAAAGCUGCAGCGCCAUUAUUCAGAAGAAGUUGCCAGCUAAACUGAAGGAUCCUGGAAGUUUUACCAUCUCUUGCAUAGUGGGAGAUUUUCAAGAAGGGAGAGCGUUAUGUGAUCUGGGGGCGAGUAUCAACCUGAUGCCCUAUUCAUUCUUCCAGAAAAUGAAGAUUGGAGUGCUUAGACCCACUACUAUAUCACUACAGAUGGCUGAUAGAACGAUGUCAUAUCCAAAGGGGAUCGUUGAAGACAUACUUGUCAAGGUCGGGGAAUUUAUUUUUCCAGCCGACUUUGUAGUACUUGAUAUGGAGGAAGAUAGACACAUCCCACUUCUUUAA
Messenger RNA from Salvia splendens (bonfire salvia), 852 nucleotides. RefSeq lists its product as uncharacterized. The transcript has a single exon. The record is from RefSeq and is a predicted model, not a curated record. Lineage: Eukaryota; Viridiplantae; Streptophyta; Magnoliopsida; Lamiales; Lamiaceae. Bases 1 to 852 code for a protein of 283 amino acids.